This is a messenger RNA of Prorocentrum cordatum, 327 nucleotides long. Lineage: Eukaryota; Dinophyceae; Prorocentrales; Prorocentraceae. The record is from the annotation of a GenBank genome assembly.
AUGCUUGAGGACGCUGCAGCAAAAGCGGCGGGGAUACGCUCGAUGCUCUUCGACUACAACGUCUCAGACGCCAGGAUUGAAUCUUCGGCGGACGCACAGCCUUCGACUCUUAUCUGGCGGGCGACGUCAUCGAUCAAUCCGGCCUCGAACCUGCCGACGCAGUUCACUCAGCAGGUCCCUGGGCCGCGCGUGACCUACGGCAAGGCCGUGCUUCGGGGCGGCAUGGUGACCUUCGCCCUGACCCAGGCGUUCGAGACUACCAAGUACGACCCCACGUAUCUGGAGGGUAUCACGCAGAGCCUCGAGCUGGCCCGAGGAACUUUUUAG